AAGUCACUGAAGAGUGGAAGCGAGGAAGGAGCAGGAUGAUUAGACCUCAGCUGCGGCCCGCGGGCCUGGGACGAUGCCUCCUGCCGGGGCUGCUGCUGCUCCUGGUGCCCGUCCUCUGGGCCGGGGCUGAGAGGCUACCUACCCAGCUGGCCUGCCCCGCGGUCUGCCAGCCCACGCGCUGCCCCGCGCUGCCCACCUGCGCGCUGGGGACCACGCCGGUGCUCGACCUGUGCCGCUGUUGCCGCGUCUGCCCCGCGGCCGAGCGUGAAGUCUGCGGCGGGGCGCAGGGCCAACCAUGCGCGCCGGGGCUGCAGUGCCUCGAGCCGCUGCGCCCCGGGCUCCCCAGCACCUGCAGUUGCCGGACGCUGGGUGGGGCCGUGUGCGGUAGCGACAGGCGCACCUACCCCAGCAUGUGCGCGCUUCGGGCCGAAAACCGCGCCGCGCGCCGCCUGGGCAAGGUCCGGGCUGUGCCUGUGCAGUGGGGGAACUGCGGGGAUACAGGGACCAGAAGCGCAGGCCCGCUCAGGAGGAAUUACAACUUCAUCGCCGCGGUGGUGGAGAAGGUGGCGCCAUCGGUGGUUCACUUGCAGCUGUGGGGCAGGUUACGUCCCGGCAGCAUGCUUGUUCCUGUGUACAGUGGCUCUGGGUUCAUAGUGUCUGAGGACGGGCUCAUUAUUACCAAUGCCCAUGUUGUCAGGAACCAGCAGUGGAUUGAGGUGGUGCUCCAGAAUGGGGCACGUUAUGAAGCUGUUGUCAAGGAUAUUGACCUUAAAUUGGAUCUUGCAGUGAUUAAGAUUGAACUGAAUGCUGAACUUCCUGUACUGAUGCUGGGAAGAUCAUCUGACCUUCGGGCUGGAGAGUUUGUGGUGGCUUUGGGCAGCCCAUUUUCUCUGCAGAACACGGCUACUGCAGGAAUUGUCAGCACCAAACGGCGAGGGGGCAAAGAACUGGGGAUGAGGGAUUCAGAUGUGGACUACGUCCAGAUUGAUGCCACAAUUAACUCUGGAAAUUCUGGUGGUCCUCUGGUGAACUUGGAUGGUGAUGUGAUUGGCGUCAAUUCAUUGAAGGUGACUGUUGGAAUCUCCUUUGCAAUUCCUUCAGAUCGAGUUAGGCAGUUCUUGGAAGAAUACCAUGAGCACCAGUUGAAAGGAAAGGCGUUUUCAAAUAAGAAAUAUCUGGGUCUGCAAAUGCUGUCCCUCACUGUGCCCCUUAGUGAAGAAUUGAAAAUGCAUUAUCCAGAUUUCCCUGAUGUGAGUUCUGGGGUUUAUGUGUGUAAAGUGGUUGAAGGAACACCUGCUCAAAGCUCUGGAUUGAGAGACCACGAUGUAAUCGUCAACAUAAAUGGGAAACCUAUUACUACUACAACUGAUGUUGUUAAAGCUCUUGACAGUGAUUCCCUUUCCAUGGUUGUUCUUCGGGGAAAAGAUAAUUUGCUCCUGACAGUCAUACCUGAAAUAAUCAAUUAAAUAUCUUGUUUUAAAGUGGGAUUAUCUAAAAAAAAAAAAAAAACAGUUGUAUCACCUGGUUUGUAUUGGAGAUGUGCCAAACAUGGCAAGAAGUUUUUGGAUCUUUUUCUUACAAAGAAAAAUGGAUGGUUAUCAACCCAAAUGCCCAUCGAUGACAGCAUGGAUAAAGCAAAUGUGGUACAUAUACACCAUGGAAUACUAUGCAGCCAUAAAAAGCAACAGUCCUCUGCAGGGACAUAGAUGGAGCUGGAAACCACUAUCCUCAGCAAACUGACGCAGGAACAGAAAACCAAAUACUGCAUGUUCUCACUUUUAAGUGGGAGCUGAACAAUGAGAACACAUGAACAUAGGGAGGGGAACAACACAUCCUGGGGCCUGGCAGUGGGUAGGGUAGAGGGAGGGAGAGCAUUAGCAAAAAUAGCUAAUGCAUGCUGGGCUUAACACCCAGGUGAUGGGUUGAUAGGUGCAGCAAACUAUCAUGGCACACAUUUACCUAUGAAACAAACCUGCACAUCCUGCACAUGUACCUCAGAAUUUAAAAAUAAAAAUAAAAAUGGUAAUGUUAUGAGAUUACAAUUAAAAAAUAAAAAAAAUGGAGUUUGAAACACAUACACACAUUCAGGGAUCAUUAGGUUGGGGUACUAUACUGUUGCUAAGAUGCCUGACUAUGUCAAGUGGAAGAAGAACACCAUGCCAGGAAAUCUGGGGGAACUGGUAACACUUUAUUAAAGGUAAGAAAGAACUAAAAGACAGGCAGUUUCUAAUUUAACCUUGAGAGAAGGACACUGUAGUAUUUUAAACCUUCUCUAUAGCCAUAAACUAGAUAUAACAGACACAUAUACAAAUGGAUCUGUCUACCGAAAUUUAAGAAACAACCUGAAUAAAGUGCAAAGGCAAUCAAUUGUUAAAUAAUACUCCUUUAGUCCAUCAGGUUUUCAGGUUGUAUCACAUUUGGCCAGGUUUGUGGGUAGAUGGGUGAUGGGUGUCAUUUAGAAGUCAAAUGAAACCCGGUAAUUUUGGAUUGUCACAUAGGAAUAUUGAUGAUUCUCAAAUUACCACUCUAGCAGCGAAAACAACUUUUGUCUCCAGCAGCUUUACUGACUGUAAGGUCAUCUUCAGUAGUUUCUAGUCUUUUAGCCCUUUAACCAAGCUCUUACC
Symphalangus syndactylus (siamang) is the source of this 2624-nucleotide messenger RNA. RefSeq names its product HtrA serine peptidase 4 (gene HTRA4). Gene Ontology annotation, biological process: proteolysis; programmed cell death; positive regulation of apoptotic process. The record is from RefSeq and is a predicted model, not a curated record. Gene Ontology annotation, cellular component: extracellular region. NCBI's taxonomy places the organism in Eukaryota, Metazoa, Chordata, Mammalia, Primates, Hylobatidae. Gene Ontology annotation, molecular function: serine-type endopeptidase activity; protein binding.